Molecule: messenger RNA, 814 nt
Organism: Amoebophrya sp. A120
Lineage: Eukaryota; Dinophyceae; Syndiniales; Amoebophryaceae
Source: the annotation of a GenBank genome assembly
AUGGUGUACAAGAACUUUCUCACGCGCCGCUGUGCAGCCUACGACUACAUCCAGAUUGGCGAUUUGAAUCAGGUACGGAUAUACUUCUGGAAGAGGAUUUCUGCAGGAUUCACCUCACAGCGUAUUGAAACAAAAAAUGAAAGUAUCGUCGAAUCAUUUAUUGUGAUACAAUCCUCAUUGCAGAUCAUUUUCCAGCGGUUGCAGAACAACCCGGGAAAUUUGGAAUUUCGAUUUUAAAAAGUGAACUGAAAAUCCGAAUUGACAAUGCACUAUCAGGUACAACAACUUGAAGCCAAGUUCGCGUCCAACAAGCCCAGGCAAGGUAUAGCAAGCAGGUGUACGAGGGUGUUUUCGUCUUGGUCCGCAAGAGCAAACUUCGUUGUCGACUACGAGGACUCCGCGAUCGAGAGCCAGGUUUACGACAGACGACGACUCCUCGAUCGCAGGACCAUGGGCAAAGGACAUCGGUAUGACCAACGUCACGUAGGCAGAAUCAAGAAAAGAUGCCCGCAGCCGGAAGCAGUGAUGCGAAUCAGGUAUCAGAUUGAUUUUGGAAAGGAAGUGGAGUUGAAACGGAAAAUGAAAGUAUGUUUGAAGAACUCCGCAGUCGCAGACGAUCAGGAUCACAAAUCCUUAGACAUGGAAACAAAAUCAUUGAUUACAACAAUCUUAAAGGAAUGAAUUUGUUGCAUAAAAUCAACAUAUCAAGACGAUUUGAAAUCUCGAUCCGACAAUCUCAAUCAGGUAUAAUUCGGCAGCGCAGAAACAUACGCAAACGGUUUUACGGACUACAACGGUGCCAACGACAUGGUAA